AUGCCUCCUAAAAAUAAAUUGAAAAAACAGGACUGGUUUGAGUGCUCAAAAUGUCACCAUGUCAUUCCUGAUCGUGACCUAGAAAGCCAUUCAGAAGCUUGCCAAAAGUCGGAUGAGAAGUGUUGUUUUAUUUUUGAAGAAACGUUAAAUGGAGUAAUCUCCCUUCAUUCUGAAAAAGAUGUAGCUGUUCCAAGAUGCAAUAAGGACAAAAUCAUUUGUAUCCAUCCAAGUGCAAUGCAGCUUUGUGGUCUAGCAAUAGGUAAACCCUGUAUUGUGAAUGAUUGCAUGGUGUUGACAGCCUGGCCAUCUAAGUCUGGCCCAGUGUCUGCUGUAACAGUUAGCAGUCAGUUGUUGGAGAGAUUGGAAUGUAAAAAAGGUGAUAUUGUUUCAGUAAAGAGAUUGUGGUCCGAUUGUCAGGAAGCCUUAGAAGUUCACCUUUCAACUAAUGAGUGGAAAGAGUUUUUUGGACAAACUGAAUUCUGUAACUUCAACAAGCUUAAACUAGAGGGUGAAUUCUUGAAGACUGGAAGUAAAAUAGAGAUUCAUUAUUUUGGUCAAAUCUGUUCGUUUACAGUGGACAAAGUGACAGCAUGUUUACAGAAAAAACAGCUAACAGAACUUGUAAAAAAUACCUCAUCUCAAACAGACUUGUCAGACAGUCUAGCCUCUUUAGAUUUAUCUGACAUUUCAUUGGAUAGUGAAUCUGUGAUGAACCAAUCAGCAAGUUCCCUACAAAGUGAUGCAGAUUCUUGUGAUUCACCAAUGAAAACACCUAAAAAGAAAAUAGAUUGGAGUCAAUUCCACACUCCUGUGCCAAGAUUACAUAAACCUUCUAAAUCAGAAUUUCUGAAAAUAUCAAAAGGAACGAAAAUAAUAAUUUGCAAUCCAAACAAUCAGAGAAAGCAAAAUGGACAACAAAAGAAAUUAAGGUUAUCGGAUAUAGGUGGUCUUGAUAAACAAAUAGGUUCUAUUAAAGAAAUGCUAGAAUUACCACUGAAACAACCAGACCUACUGAAAUCUUAUGGCCUAUCUGCCCCUCAUGGUGUAUUGUUAUUUGGUCCAUCUGGGACAGGAAAAACUCUGCUAUCACAAGCUAUAGUUAAUGAAAUAGAUAUCAACACAAUACAUGUUACAGGACCACAAGUUUGGAGCAAAUAUUUUGGUGAAACUGAGGCCAAACUGAGAAAUAUUUUCCAGAAAGCAAAAGAAAAUUCUCCUAGUUUGAUAGUAAUAGAUGAAUUAGAUGCUUUAUGUCCAAAACGUGAAUCUAGUCAAUCAGAAUUAGAAAAGAGAGUUGUAGCUUCAUUACUUACUUUGAUAGACAGUAUUAGUUCUUCUGAAGAUAAUAGUUAUGUUAUAGUUAUAGGUAUAACUAGUAAACUAGAUUCUAUAGACACAUCACUUCGUCGACCUGGUAGAUUUGAUCGUGAAAUAGAGAUUGGCGUACCUAAUGCUAUAGACAGACUGGAUAUAAUAAAGAAAAUGUUAUGUAAUGUACCACAUAGUUUACUAGCAGAAGAUAUCACUAACUUAGCUAACACUACUCAUGGUUUUGUUGGGGCUGAUUUAUCAGCUGUUUUUAAAGAAGCUGGCAUGAUAUGUAUAAAAGAGAAGAAACAGCAAUGUAAAGAUAUGAGAAUUAAUCUACACCAUAUACAGAAAGCUUUAACCUUGGUCAAACCCAGUGCAAUGAGAGAAAUACAGUUAGAGGUGCCAAAGGUAUAUUGGUCAGAUGUGGGAGGACAGGACGACUUAAAAUUGAAAUUAAAACAGGCAAUAGAGUGGCCAUUGCAACAUCCUGAAGCCUUUCUACGCUUGGGAGUUCAACCACCACGAGGCUUAUUAAUGUAUGGACCUCCUGGAUGUUCAAAAACAUUGAUAGCCAAGGCAUUAGCUACUGAAAGUGGUUUGAAUUUUAUUGCUGUAAAGGGUCCAGAAUUAUUCAGUAAGUGGGUAGGUGAAUCAGAACGAGCUGUACGAGAAGUCUUUCGUAAAGCCAGGUCGGCAGCACCCUCUAUUAUAUUCUUUGAUGAAAUUGAUGCUCUAGCUGUGGAGAGAGGAAGUUCAGGAGGGAGUAGUAAUGUAGCUGACAGAGUAUUAGCUCAGUUAUUAACAGAAAUAGAUGGUGUAGAGAAUUUAAAAGAUGUAACUAUAGUAGCUGCUACCAAUAGACCAGAUAUGAUAGACAAGGCCUUACUACGACCUGGUAGAAUAGACAGAAUCUUGUAUGUUCCAUUACCUCCACCUGAAACAAGACAAGCUAUAUUCCGUAUCAAAUUUAAAACCAUGCCAGUAUCAGAAGAUGUUAAUAUCCAGUCUCUUAUUGAUCAAACACAAUAUUACUCAGGAGCCGAGGUGACAGCAGUAUGUCAUGAGGCAGCACUAGCAGCUUUACAAGAAGACAUCACUGGAAAAUUUAUAACACUGAAACAUUUUCAACAAGCCUUGAAGUCUGUUACGCCUAGAACCAGUCAACAAUCAAUACAGUUUUAUGAAGAUUAUCAUAAACAGAGUGGUCUACAUUCUAUAUGAAAUAAAUAUUUUAUUGU
This is a messenger RNA of Lottia gigantea (owl limpet), 2549 nucleotides long. RefSeq lists its product as hypothetical. The record is from RefSeq and is a predicted model, not a curated record. Gene Ontology annotation, cellular component: cytoplasm. The transcript is spliced from 15 exons. Lineage: Eukaryota; Metazoa; Mollusca; Gastropoda; Lottiidae. Gene Ontology annotation, molecular function: ATP binding; ATP hydrolysis activity. Bases 1 to 2532 code for a protein of 843 amino acids.